Dermacentor andersoni is the source of this 6545-nucleotide messenger RNA. It is a transcript of the gene lqf, whose product is annotated as epsin homolog lqf. The record is from RefSeq and is a predicted model, not a curated record. Gene Ontology annotation, biological process: endocytosis. NCBI's taxonomy places the organism in Eukaryota, Metazoa, Arthropoda, Arachnida, Ixodida, Ixodidae. Gene Ontology annotation, molecular function: phospholipid binding; clathrin binding. Gene Ontology annotation, cellular component: plasma membrane; endosome; clathrin vesicle coat.
CCAUGUGUGUCGCUAACCGCUGAAAAAAAAAAAAAGAAAAUAAACAAGACAUUAGGUUUCGCUCAGGUCGAAGUACUGCCGCCGCAGCAGUCUGGUAGUGCGAGGUUACAAAUGUAGAGAGCAUCCUUGUGGGUGCUCGUGCGGUUGUGCCAAAGGGCUGUUGCGUUAGUCAUUCGACAUCGGAGAGGAAGUUUUUUCCAGAGCUUUCGGGAAGCCUGUGACGUCGGUGUUUCGUAUCGCGUUCGGCCGUGGUAUGCGCGACUCCCAUUAAUGCGAGCGUUGCUGCAGCAGACGAUAAAGAGAAGUGACGCAGACGGCGUGUCGAAAGGUUGUUUUCUGCCAGGCUACCACUGCGCUUCGUGUCGCUGACGCUUCGCCUUCCCCCGUGUCGCCGCCCGGUCGUCGUCGCGUGACAUGUUGUCCCGGCCGUACAGUUGACGGCGACCCCUCAUCCCCUCCAUUCACAUCCGUGACCUUCCCCCCCCCCCACCGUCUCGUCGCCGGUCAAAAUUUCGAAGCCAGGCUGCGACGCUUUCGGACGCGAGAUCCAGUGCCACGCCAGGCCCGAACUGUGAGUGCAGGUGCGGUGCCACCCCCCCCUCCCCCCCCCCAAAUUUGUGCAGUCGUGUCCUUUUGCGGGCACGAAGUGCUGCUGGGAACAUCGAGCUAGGCAGCCAACCAUCUUGCUUCGGAGGCACCUGCUGCGGGAGCCCAUGUCCAGGAUUGGUGCUUUUUCAGAAGCAAACGUUCCGAGCGCCACCCCACACCCCCUGCCAUCAAGACCUGGAGACAGGCGCCACCAGUUUUAAUGUGUGCCAUACUUUGAGCCGUCGUUGACGCUCCGUCCGUCGCCGCCUUCUUCAAGACGCGGCAGAAAUCGCGUCCGCCCCCUUUGGACUUGCCGUCUUCUGGACUACUCUGCCAUUCGUAAAGUGUGCCGAUUCCUCAGUUGUAAGCAGCAGCAUCGGUCCGCACCCGAGGACCCAUCAUCGGUGCAAGCAACAAAAAUCUGCGAAGGUGCGCCAGCAACGGAGGCGCGAGUCGGCCAGCGACUCAGCACUACGCUCGGUCGCACGCGAAGCCCGAUCGUCGCGUUGGAGGCUUGCUCUGCCAGUCCGCGUUGUCUGCCGGCAACCGACCCCGCAGCUGCGCACAGUUGCUUGGCCUGUGUUAGCAGCUGACGCCCGCCAAGGCAGCUACCGUGCCCAAGAACAACCCCCGGCAGCUUCUGUGCUGCGCCUCCUUCGUGCUCAUGAUGAACGUCCACGGCCUCAGACGAAACGUGAAGAAUGUGGUGCGGAACUAUUCGGACGCCCAGGUUAAGGUGCGCGAGGCGACCUCCAACGACCCCUGGGGGCCGCCCUCGACCCUGAUGGGCGAGAUUGCCGACCUGUCGUACAACGUGGUGGCCUUCACCGAGAUCAUGCAGAUGAUAUGGAAGCGGCUCAACGACCACGGCAAGAACUGGCGACACGUCUACAAGGCGCUGGUGCUGCUGGAGUACCUCAUCAAGACUGGCUCCGAGAAGGUGAGCCAGCAGUGCAAGGAGAACAUCUUUGCGAUCCAGACGCUGAAGGACUUCCAGCACACGGAGGACAACAAGGACCAGGGGGUGAAUGUCAGGGAGAAGUCCAAGCAGCUGGUGGCCCUGCUCAAGGACGACGAGCGGCUGCGCGCGGAGCGCACCCGCGCCCUCAAGGCCAAGGAGCGCUUUGCGCAGGCCACGGCCCGCGUCGGGUCCGAGGCCCUGGCCAAGUAUGGCAGCUCCAGUCGGCGAGACUCGUACAACUCUGAUGCGACGUCACCCAGAGGCGAGGGUGAUGGAGCGAGCGGCCUCUCCUCAGAGUUGGAGUGUGCCCGGCCCCAGACGGCGGGUGAGGAGGAGCUUCAGCUGCAGCUGGCGCUGGCCAUGAGCAAAGAGGAGGCGGAGCAGGAGGAGCGGCUCCGCAAGCACGACGACCUGCGGCUCCAGAUGGCCAUCAACGAGUCCCAGCACACUUUCUCGCUCGAAAUGCACAUGCAGCAUGUGCUUCGACACCCCGAACUCACGGCGACACUGCACAACGGGGCGACAUCCUCCUCCUCCUCGGCAGGGGCUGGCCCAUCUUCGUCACACCACCAGGCUGCGUCGGGCCUCGACGACCUGCUGGGUCUCAGCCUGGGGGCCUCGGGGGGUCCCAGUGGGGCCGAGCCCCCGUCGGUGACAGAUCCCUGGGGCAUGCCGCUGUACGACGGUGCUCAGGCUGCUGCUCCGGACCCAUGGUCAUCACCCACAAGCAGUCGUCCGAACACAGGUAGUCAACCAGGUGACCCUUGGCGGUCGCCCACUUCCAAGCCAGCAGCGAAUCAUGGAGACCCAUGGUCGAGCAGCCAAGACCCCUGGCGAUCUUCAGCCACGGGGCCCACAACCAACGGAAAUGACCUGGACGAGUUUGACACGCUGAGCAAACGAUCGGCUGCUACCAGCCCGAUCUCAGAACAAACUGGGGCGGUCGGCGAUGCGUUGGCAUUGGGCGGGCUGCGCCGUGCCUUGCCCAGUGCAGAGGAAGAAGAACUGAGCAAACGGAAAACACCGGAGAGCUUCCUAGGUCCCAAUUCGAACCUGGUGAACUUGGAUGCACUCGUCACGACACGACCCGCAGGGCCAGGUACGUUAGGUGCCCCGGCACCCGCUGCGGCAAACCCUUUCGCGGCACCACUCCCCACGCCAUCGUCAGGCCUGGUGGCACCUACCACGACAGCGGCAGCGGCAGCAGCAGCAGUGGCAGCAGCCAGCAAUCCGUUCCAGGCGUCCAAGCCACCUACAAUCAACCAGCUGCGACUGCAGAACAGCAGCUUCCCGCCGGCACCGGUUGCCCCGACGACGACGACGCUCCUGACGCAUCCGGUCGCCACCGCUACCCUGGUUCCACAGCAGCCCUUGCCCCCACACAGUGGCUACGUAGGCCUGCCUGCAGGUGCAGCUGCGGUGGGCCAGCAGAACCCCUUCCUCUGAAGGAAACCGCAGCAGUAGGGAGGGGUUCUGUUUCGCACUAGGACCGCGAAAAAAAAAAAAAAAGCGCGAGAGUCGGGCCCGCCGCUGUCUUGCCCAGCAGUGUCUCUUAUUUUUUUCUUUUAAAUGACCUACCUGUCGCUCUGAAAAGGCCCUUGUUUCUUCUUAAUCGGUGUGUGCAUAAAGAGCCAAGAUGCUGCUGCGCAUUCCGCUUGGUGUUCGCCCAUCUUCUUCUGAGGUGCAAGCGAAAAUGGAGCCAAGGUGCGAGUGGUUCCUCCUCCUACAUGGUGAACUGUGAACUUUUUUUCGUGUCUCAUGUAGAGCUGGCCAGACUAAUGAACUCACCUGAUCAUCGAACGAGGCCCAACGGAUCGAUGUAGUGUGCGCUCUAUCUAGAUGUUUUCUCUGAGGCGUGAAAGUGUACGGCGGUAGGUAAAGGGGUUGGUUGGAAAGUGGAAAGUUUUAAUAUAUAGUAUAUAUAAAUAUAUGUGCAUCAAAUUGAGCGCGGUUCCAGUUCCGACCCGAGUCUCCCAAAGGAGAGCGGUCAUACACGUGAAAUCUUGGGAGUGCCAGCGGCGUUUCUCCUUUCCCCUCUUGUGAGAGAGCAUUUACGAGGCGGCGGGGUAAAGGGGUGCAGCUCAGCACCACGUUGUCACGACCAAGCUCGCUUGACCUGUGGCCCGGUCAAAGCGAUGUCAGACCACCAGCACAACCAGCCCCUGUCGUGACUGUCUCGUACUAACAGAAGAAACGAAAAACAAACUUGCAUUUCACGGACUAGCUCUAUUGUUAUAUUUUUGCCUUCCCCACCUUUUAUUCUUUGUAUUGGAGGACCACUAUGUUGUCUUGCUUAGGAGCGAGAAAGUGUCUGCGUCGGGCAUCGUUGACAGAUGCAUUCUCACGUGGUGCUCCCUGUUCCACCUUUGACAUUGAGUGGAGGCAGAAUGAAGGCAGUUCUUGAGCAUUGUGUUACCGUGCAGACGGCAGGAAAAGAGCCAUAUCUUUAUGGAGGUAACACUGAGCAAAGAUGGGGAAAGGUUGUUGCGCCUGUUAACAUCUGUUGAAGGCGCUUUCCCUCCACUGCAUUCACCGCUCUAAUUGGUGCUCGUAGCUACCACAUUUAGCACGAAAAAGACCCACUAGACGUGAGACGGCAAACACGGGCGCAAACUUCUCAUCUGGACUUCAUUAGCAUGCAAUGCCAGCAAAGUGAGAUCAUAGAGAGAGACCGUGCAAUCCAUUCUUGUGGUAUCCCAAUACAUUUUCUUGUGGUCUUAGCUCUCUUAUGCAUGUUCAUGACGUAUGCUUAUGAAGCUUGUUUAGGAAAUUUGCACUCGUGCUGGUCGUUUUAUGCCAAGUCUGCAGCUCUUUUCUGAUAAAUGUCAUAGUUGGGCACUUCCCCUUCUGGAAACUGAAUAGUGUGGCCCAUUUCCUGCCGGUAUGUCUGCGUCGGAGAGUCCUAGUUGUGGGUAGCAAAGCUCUUCUUAGUUCUGCCCGAUAACUGCUAUUGGACUUGCACGGAUCAUCGGAAGCUGCCGGGUCCUGAACGGCUGAUGUGCUCGUGAUCUUGGUGGGCUAAUGUUUAGAAGUGUGGAGGGUAGCAGGUGAGCGGCCUUUUUUACAUAGAGUUUGAGAAGUCAUCCCGCACUUCAGUGCAAAAGGCUGCGGUUGCCACGUGCAAUUUGAUUGUGCAGCGUGCACUUGGGGCUGGGAAGAAACAGCAUAUGCUCAUUUCCAUCGAGGAGGCAGGGCGUUGAAAGACUAGCCUUCUUUGCAUCAAGUCGCGUAGCUCGCACAAAAUUUACGUAAGGGCACGUUUUUCUUCGUUAUCAACCUGUGCCAUUAGUGGAAGUUCAGCCCGCUUAUUUGGUUUGUGUAGCCUUGCUCGUUUCGCUGCGACUGAAACUGCUUGCUGGCGGUUGCAGUGGUUCGCCUUUUCAUACGCUGUCCUGCAGGCGUACAUACGUUUGUACACUGGCUGGAGAAGUCUGUAGCGGAGGCUUUAGGCACUAAAAAAAAGAGAAAAAAAAAAGUGGUGCACACCUGUGGCUGUCACUAGUUACACUUUUCAACUGAGCACUUUUUACUGUACCACUGAUAUAACCAGCCCUUGACACGUAUGGUGGUAUGCGUGGAUGUUUUCUUGACACUUGGAAUUUGCCGUGAUGUGUGGACUCUUCGGCGGCAAAAGUGAGCAUUUCGUUUUGUCCUUGCCAUGUUGCUUCGGCACGAGGCCGGCUUGUGUCACUUUCGAGAGACGUCGCUUUCUUUCAGAGAGUGAAUGUGCUAGCAUAAAUCAUUUGUAUCGCCUGUUCCUAGUUAAAAAAAAAAACACUUAUUUGUGCUGAAAGCUGUGCGCCGACGUUUUACGUGCUCUAAUGUGGACGUCUCAUGUCGGGCUAGUGUACAAAGGUGCAUUGUCUCUGCUUCUACAAGAAGGGGUGGGCUUUGGUAGUGCACGUGUGUAUGUUGACUGGGCCAUUAUACAAACUAACGAAAUGGGGAGAAUGGGGCUGUUCACACAGUCCUGUGUACUGUGACACGUGCUGGUGUUGUUUCUGUCGUAGCAAUGAAGACGUGUUAGUGCGAGUUUUAGGAAGCUUGUUGCGAAGAAUGGUAACCUCAUAUAAGCUUGUACAAAGUUGCCCGAGGAGGGAUUCAAACAGAUGUGUAUGUGUGUGGGAUUUGUUUCUCUGUCGAGUGGUGUUCCUGCCAUGUCAUUGGUCUGGUUGGUUAGAUGCAGCACCAUGCCACGUCGAAAGUGUAUGGUAGAUGAACAAAGCACACAAGCUUCCACUUGAUGAAUGCAGGACUUUGACACUCCUAACAUGUCUAAUCCACUUGUGGAAUGGUUGUAAAUUAAUAUAAAGUGAGCCAUCCUGAACAGGUAAUUGCUGAUCGCGGCUUAGAGUGGCCGUCGGCAGGAAGCUUGCUGGCACAUUUACGAUACCCUGCUUUCCAGUUUCGAUCGGCACGUGAGGGUGCCAUUGAGACAUGUCACGAAAUUCGACACUGUCUGGUAUGUAUUUGGUGCGAUAAUCGGCAAAACCUGCAUUGCAGGGCUGUCCUGAAUGAAAUGUGUUUUGCCUAAACUGUGAAAGUAUGUUACAGUCUAACGAGGUUAGAAAGAAAACACUUAUGUUACUGCAUGUGAAGACGUUUUCCUCUAAUGAAAUGGACUAUUUCUAUUUACAGAGUUUUAUUAUAGCUUUUAUAAAUAUAGAGAUGCUAAUUGCUUAUUCUGCAAGCCCUCUGAAUGAAAGGUGUGUGGCUUGUUGCUCCUUUCGUGAGACACUUUGUCCUUUUUUUUUUCUGUUAUGCGUGUGUGGGUGCGAAUGAUGGCAUGUCUGAGUGCAUUGCAUAAUUUUUUUUUUUUCGAAUAACUGAGGAACAUUGCAUGGUGUAUCUGUUGCAAUGCCGGCCAAUGCUAACAUAAAACGUUGCCGAACGUUCAAUCAGCUGUGGAACUGGAGAAAAAAAUACAGUCUGCCAUGUGUCACUCAACAAUACUGGGAGGAAUGCAGAGAAGAAAAUAAAACGAUGCGCUAUGUUC